ACAAACAAAAGCGUACAUUCAAUUGUUGGGUUAUCUAAGCAAUCAUGCAUGCAUUUUCAAUGUGGGAUGGUUUAUGUAGUUAGUUAUGUUUGUUGCUUAGUAACCUGAGCCAAGCUGCAUUCCAGAGUUGAUGACACCAUUUAGGGGGUUUUGCAUAUGAAAUGGGAAAUGGGAGUAUCCUUUCUGGGGACACACAGGAAGUGAUGUACAGAUGCCUCUUCCUGUCUUCUCCUCCCUCUUCGCUCCUGCCAUGCCAUGCUGAUGUUCCUGUUUGUUAAGAGAUAUGUAGUAUCCUGAACUGUUUUUCUUUGGAACUAAGAUGUUUUUGCCUGUAUGACCAUCAUCAUACAAGAUUAGAAAGAAACUCUGAGUGCUAUGAAGGUGAGAGGUGUCUUCCAGACAUUUGGAGGACUCUGCUGCAUUCUAUGGCUAUCGUUGUGUUUUCUUGCCGAACUGGAAGGUGGUGGAAAGGUCCUGGCUUCAACACCAGCCGAUGUGCUUUUUGAUCCAAACACUGCACACCCAAAUCUCCAUGUGUCUCCAAACAAGAAGAAGGUGACGUGGCUACCUGAACCCCAAAAUGUGCCUGACAACCCAGAGAGAUUCAAUGCCACCUAUUGCUUGCUGGGUACUCCAAGAUUCACCAAGGGGAAACAUUACUGGGAAGUGGAGUAUGGAGGCCAGAGGGAGUGGGUCGCAGGGGUGGCCCGGGAGUCCGUGCAAAGGAAAGGGUUUGUCAGAAUGACGCCCAAGGAAGGGAUUUGGCAGAUGGGUCUUUGGUGGCUUCGUCGUGGGGAGAUGGAUUCCCACCCACCUCCCAAGCACCCUGCAAAGAUCCGGAUAUCUCUGGAUUAUGAGCAGGGGACAGUGACUUUUUACCUGGAGAAUAAGGUCAAUGUACAAAAAGUCUCUUUUAAAGGGGAGAGUGUUCGCCCCUUCUUCUAUGUAGGGCCAACUGUUUCACUUGGACUCUGAGUGAAGCAGAUUUCAUGAGAUCCCAGAAGCUGCAGAUGGAGACAGGACAAUGGAGAUUUUCCUAGAAUGACCCACAAUUCAUUAAACAAAACACAUUUUAAUUGACUAUGGGUACACUCUUUGACAGAUAAGGCUAAAAACCUUGUAAAAAUACAACUCCCAUGAUUCCAUAACAUUGAGCCAUGACAGUUGAAGUGGGCUACACAGCACCAAUUUUCAGUUGUAUUAUUCUUUUUUCAGUAUAAAAAGAAGGAAUGAGUCAUUUAGCACCUUUAAAACUAUUUUUUUCUGCAUAAGUGAAGUAAUGCACAGAAUUUUGCAAUGAAGCCUUUAGCAAAAAAAAAAAAACAUCCAAGCUGAGUUCAUAAAACCAAAAGGACUAGAGAUCAUAAUGCAAAUAUAUGUUGGCUAAUUUUAUUUAGAAGUGAGUUGAGAAUACAGUUAUAAUGUAAAGAAAAACCACAAACAAAGUAAAUAAAGGGUUGUUGUAUGGUUUCCGGGCUGUGUGGCCAUGUUCCAGAAGUAUUCUCUCCUGACGUUUCACCCACA
This is a messenger RNA of Anolis carolinensis (green anole), 1524 nucleotides long. RefSeq names its product vespryn. Gene Ontology annotation, cellular component: cytoplasm. The transcript has 4 exons. Lineage: Eukaryota; Metazoa; Chordata; Lepidosauria; Squamata; Anolidae. The record is from RefSeq and is a predicted model, not a curated record. Gene Ontology annotation, molecular function: protein binding; ubiquitin protein ligase activity. Bases 376 to 975 code for a protein of 199 amino acids. Gene Ontology annotation, biological process: protein ubiquitination.